Molecule: messenger RNA, 990 nt
Organism: Pochonia chlamydosporia 170
Lineage: Eukaryota; Fungi; Ascomycota; Sordariomycetes; Hypocreales; Clavicipitaceae
Product: aldo/keto reductase
Exons: 3
Coding region: 1-990 (329 amino acids)
Cellular component (GO): cytoplasm
Source: RefSeq, a predicted model, not a curated record
AUGCCUCAAGUCAUUGGCAAGCAAGUCGGCCCUAUUGGCUAUGGUCUCAUGGGCUUCACCUGGCGUCCUGAGCCAACCCCCAUCGAUCAAGCCAUUGAAGCAUUGAAAGCUGCCUUGGAGAGCGGUCUGACUCUGUGGAACGGCGCUGAAUUCUACGGCACCCCCGAGUGCAACUCCAUGACCUUGAUGAAGGCUUACUUCACCAAGUAUCCCGAGGACGCCGAUAAAGUUACACUUGUCAUCAAGGGAGGAAUGGAUCUUGCGACACACAAACAAAACGGCACCCCUGAAGGCACACGUCGCAGUCUGGAUAAUAUUAUCAACCAACUCGGCGGGACUAAGAAGCUCGACGGCUUUGCUCCUUCUCGACGCGAUCCCAAUACGCCCCUUGAGGUUACAUAUGGCGUCAUCCAAAAAGAGUACAUUGACACCGGCAAAUUGGGAGCCGUCUACCUCUCUGAGUGCAGUGCCGACACCAUUCAUGAAGCCGCCAAACUCGCCAAGAUUGGCGCGGUUGAAGUCGAGAUGAGCAUGUUCUCGCCUGACAUUCUUACCAAUGGCGUAGCUGAAGCCUGUGCUCAGCACGAUAUUCCCAUCUUGGCUUACUCACCCAUGGGUAGAGGUAUGCUCACUGGCAGGUUCAAAAGCAUUGCGGAUAUCCAGGAUCGUGGUAUCAUGUCAAAAUUCCCGCGGUUCCAGCCCGGCGCAUUUGAGCACAACCUUCAGCUCGUCAAUCAAGUCGAAGAGAUUGCAAAGGAAAAAGGUUGCACGCCCGGUCAGUUGGCUAUUGCCUGGGUUCGCAAGCAUAGCAAUCGCCCUGGACUGCCUACCAUCAUUCCGAUUCCAGGUGCUACGGCCGCUUCGCGGGUAAGGGAGAACGCAAAGGUUGUAGAUAUUACUGAGGAGGAAUUCGCCAAGAUUACCGAUCUGGUAAAGAACUUUGAGACGGCUGGAAAGAGAUAUCCUGAUUUUGUCCCCACAAACACCUAG